AUGCCUUUGAUCAGCACCACAGAAGUCAAUGAGGACACUCGCGUCCUGGGAUAUGAUCCCCUCCUUCCCCCUCAGUACCUCCAGAAUGAGAUCCCUGGUAAAAAGGAAUCCCUCGAGGCCGUCCGCUCUGGCCGUAACCAGGCCAUGAAGAUUAUCGAGAAGAAGGAUGACCGUCUGCUGGUUGUUGUCGGCCCCUGCUCGAUCCACGACCCUGCCACGGCCCUCGAAUAUGCCGGCCGUCUGAAGGAGCUCUCCGAGAAGCUUUCCUCCGACCUUUGUGUCAUCAUGCGUGCCUACCUUGAGAAGCCCCGCACCACGGUGGGGUGGAAGGGUCUGAUCAACGACCCCGACAUUGAUGAGUCCUACAACAUCAACAAGGGUCUCCGUGUCUCACGUCAGCUCUACUCUGAUCUUACCAGCAUGGGCAUGCCCAUUGCCAGUGAGAUGCUGGAUACCAUCUCCCCUCAGUACCUGGCCGAUCUGAUCUCUCUCGGUGCCAUUGGCGCCCGCACCACCGAGUCGCAAUUGCACCGUGAGCUCGCCUCCGGUCUCAGUUUCCCCAUUGGCUUCAAGAACGGUACCGACGGCAACCUCACCGUUGCCAUUGAUGCCAUUGGUGCCGCUGCUCACCCCCACCGCUUCCUGGGUGUCACCAAGCAGGGUCUGGCUGCUAUCACCAAGACCGCUGGUAACGAGCAUGGAUUCGUCAUCCUCCGUGGAGGUAACAAGGGCACCAACUAUGACCGCGAGAGCAUCAAGGCCGCCCGCGAGGCCCUGGCGGGCAAGAAGCAGUCUGAGGUCAUCAUGGUCGAUUGCUCUCACGGCAACUCUAACAAGAACCACCGCAACCAGCCUCUGGUCGCCAAGGAAAUCUCUGACCAACUCCGUGAGGGCCAGGAUGCCAUCAUCGGUGUUAUGAUUGAGUCCAACAUCAACGAGGGUAACCAGAAGGUUCCCCCCGAGGGUCCCUCCGGCCUGCGCAAGGGUGUCAGCAUCACUGACGCCUGCAUUGACUGGGAGACCACCGUCCAGGUCCUGGAGGACCUUGCUGAUGGUGUUCGUGCCAGACGCGCCGCCAAAGCCGCUCAGGCCAAGACCACUAAUGGCACCCACUGA
Molecule: messenger RNA, 1116 nt
Organism: Aspergillus luchuensis
Lineage: Eukaryota; Fungi; Ascomycota; Eurotiomycetes; Eurotiales; Aspergillaceae
Gene: ARO4
Product: 3-deoxy-7-phosphoheptulonate synthase
Exons: 3
Coding region: 1-1116 (371 amino acids)
Biological process (GO): aromatic amino acid biosynthetic process
Cellular component (GO): cytoplasm
Molecular function (GO): 3-deoxy-7-phosphoheptulonate synthase activity
Source: RefSeq, a predicted model, not a curated record